Molecule: messenger RNA, 2275 nt
Organism: Herpailurus yagouaroundi (jaguarundi)
Lineage: Eukaryota; Metazoa; Chordata; Mammalia; Carnivora; Felidae
Gene: MFSD1
Product: major facilitator superfamily domain containing 1
Exons: 16
Coding region: 111-1517 (468 amino acids)
Biological process (GO): transmembrane transport
Cellular component (GO): lysosome
Molecular function (GO): transmembrane transporter activity
Source: RefSeq, a predicted model, not a curated record
CUGCCGCGGUGUCACGUGAGCUAUCGCAGUGAGCACAUUCUUCACUGGGCUUUUGGCCGCGGAGCUUUAUCUCGGAGUUACCACUCUAGCGUCGAUAUUUCCCCGGUUCCAUGGGAGAGGACGAUGAGGAAGCGCGGGCGCUGCUGGAAGGCAGCCCCAGUGAGGCUGGCAGAGGUGCUUCGGCCGUCCCCGCUGUCCCCCGGGCGCUGCCGGCCCUUUGCGACCCCAGUCGCCUGGCGCACCGGCUUUUGGUGCUGUUGCUGAUGUGCUUCCUAGGCUUCGGCAGCUAUUUUUGCUAUGAUAAUCCUGCUGCUCUUCAGACUCAAGUCAAACGGGAUAUGCAGGUGAAUACCACGAGAUUCAUGCUGCUGUAUGCCUGGUAUUCUUGGCCCAAUGUAGUUUUGUGUUUUUUUGGUGGCUUUUUGAUAGACCGAGUAUUUGGAAUACGAUGGGGCACCAUUAUUUUUAGCUGCUUUGUUUGCAUUGGACAGGUAGUUUUUGCUCUGGGUGGAAUAUUUAAUGCUUUUUGGCUGAUGGAAUUUGGAAGGUUUGUGUUUGGGAUUGGUGGGGAGUCCUUAGCAGUUGCCCAAAAUACAUAUGCUGUGAGUUGGUUUAAAGGCAAAGAAUUAAACUUGGUGUUUGGACUCCAACUUAGCAUGGCUAGAAUUGGAAGUACAGUAAACAUGAACCUCAUGGGAUGGCUGUAUUCUAAGGUUGAAGCUUCGUUGGGUUCUGCUGGUCACACAACCCUUGGGGUCACACUUCUGAUUGGAGGUAUAACAUGUGUUCUUUCACUAAUCUGUGCCUUGGUUCUCGCUUACUUGGAUCAGAGAGCGGAACGAAUCCUUCAUAAAGAACAAGGAAAAACAGGUGAAGUUAUUAAGUUAACUGAUGUGAAGGACUUCUCCUUACCCCUGUGGCUGAUAUUUAUCAUCUGUGUCUGCUAUUACGUGGCAGUCUUCCCUUUCAUUGGACUUGGGAAAGUUUUCUUUACAGAGAAAUUUGGAUUUUCUCCCCAGGCAGCAAGUGCUGUUAACAGUAUUGUGUAUGUCAUAUCAGCUCCGAUGUCCCCAAUAUUUGGGCUCCUGGUGGAUAAAACAGGGAAGAACAUCAUCUGGGUUUUGUGUGCAGUGGUUACCACUCUUGCUGCCCACAUCUUGCUGGCCUUCACGCUGUGGAAUCCUUGGAUUGCUAUGUGUCUCCUGGGAAUCUCCUAUUCGUUACUUGCCUGUGCAUUGUGGCCAAUGGUGGCGUUUGUAGUUCCUGAACAUCAGCUAGGAACCGCAUAUGGCUUCAUGCAGUCCAUUCAGAAUCUUGGGUUGGCGAUCAUUUCCAUUAUUGCUGGCAUGAUAUUGGAUACUCGGGGAUAUUUGUUUUUAGAAGUUUUCUUCAUUGCCUGUGUGUCUUUGUCACUUUUAUCUGUGGUCUUACUCUAUGUGGUGAAUCGUGCUCGAGGGGGGAACCUAAAUUAUUCUGCAAGACAAAGGGAAGAAGUAAAACUUUCUCAUGCUGAAUGAGAAGCUUAAAUGACUGUGUCAUGAGAUGGGCUGCACACAUCAUUGGUUUGAAAACUUCUAUUUUUUUUUUAAAUCUAGAGAUUAAUCAUUAGGAAAAAUAAUGGUGUGGAAAGUUUUUAUAUUUAUAUUUCAAAAAUACCUAUUUCAAAGUAUAUUUGUGAUGACUGUUUUGGCCUCUGUCUUAUGAAUUGUGUAUUGCUGAAGAAUUCUACUUUGGAAUGGGCUAAUCAACAGUGAGGUUUAGAAAGUUUCUCUGGUAUAUACAGGUGAACUUUAGUGAGGACAGUAAAUAGUGGAAAACUUGGAUCUUGUAUUGAGAUAAUUUUCAGAAGAAGCAUCUUUAGAUCUUAAAGCAAAAAAAAAAAAAGGGUUUUGAGGGGUAGAAGGGAUAUUUUAUACAGAAUAAACAAUGGCAUGUUCAUAGGCAUUCCCUAUUUUGAUAGGGAAUAUUUGAAAGAUAUUUUUUAUGCAGUCUUUUCAUUUUCACAAAUAGCAGAUUGAAUUCUGCUCUCUUUAGUUAUGAGAGGUUGAUGAGCAGUGACCCUUUUGAACUUCUUUGUAUCUCCAUUACUCAGGACCCUGAUCACUUAGAGAUGUAAUUUUGUGCUAGAGUUUUUUCUUACAAUCUAAUUAAUUACUAAGCAGUAUCCUUGAAAUUAUGCAUAUCUACAUGGAUUAAAACACUGCAAAAAGAAUACUUGAUGUCUUUUAAAACUUGAUUGUUUAAAAGAUAUUAAAACACUGAUUUUAACUGUUAA